AUGUUUGAAGUCAACCAGACAAAAGUUAUGGAGAUUCUGCUGUUGGGUUUUCAGAAUACUUGGACUGUAAAUUGUUUUCUAUUUGUUCUGUUCCUUGUGAUCUACAUCCUGACGUUAGUCGGGAACCUGCUGAUUAUUAUAUUGGUGGCACAGUUUCAGGUUCUUCAAUCGCCCAUGUAUUUCUUCAUCACUCAGUUAUCGGUGUGCGAUAUCCUUCUGACCACAAAUACAGUCCCCAACAUGCUCCAUAUUAUAAUUAAUGGAGGAAGCACAAUCUCAUUAAGUGGUUGCAUCACUCAGUUUUACUUUUUUUGUGUUACAGAAGCCACGGAGUGUUUCAUCCUCACCGUGAUGUCCUGUGACCGGUAUUUAGCCAUUUGCCGCCCGCUGCGUUAUACCUCCAUCAUGACUUUCCAGUUUUGUUUCCAGCUCAUUCUUAUUUCUUGGCUUUUGUCAUGUAUCCUAACAUUAAUUCUUGUACAUCAAGUUGCUGCUUUACAGUUUUGUGGUCAUGUAAUUGACCAUUAUUUCUGUGAUUUAAUUCCCCUCCUAAAGCUGUCCUGUACAAAGCAUACACUUGUAGAACUCAUCGAUUUUAUCUUAGCCAUUCCAUUUGUAUCUAUGCCUUUCUUCUUUAUCCUUUGUACAUAUGUUUACAUUUUUAUCACCAUCCUUGGAAUUUCCUCCAACACCGGGAGGCAGAAAGCCUUCUCCACCUGCAGCGCUCACCUGACUGUAGUGGUCGCCUACUAUGGGAGUCUAAUAUCAGUUUAUAUGGCUCCUUCCAAAGUGCAAUCAUAUAAUAUAAAUAAAGUAUUGUUUCUUCUGUAUACAGUGCUAUGCCCAUUUUUUAACCCAAUUAUAUAUAGUCUUAGGAACGAGGAUAUUAAAAUUAGUUUGAACAAAUUUAUUUUGAGUAGCCUAGGAAUGAUUUAG
Messenger RNA from Spea bombifrons (plains spadefoot toad), 936 nucleotides. RefSeq names its product olfactory receptor 11L1-like. The coding region runs from base 1 to 936 and encodes 311 amino acids. The transcript has a single exon. Gene Ontology annotation, cellular component: membrane. NCBI's taxonomy places the organism in Eukaryota, Metazoa, Chordata, Amphibia, Anura, Pelobatidae. Gene Ontology annotation, biological process: G protein-coupled receptor signaling pathway. Gene Ontology annotation, molecular function: G protein-coupled receptor activity; olfactory receptor activity. The record is from RefSeq and is a predicted model, not a curated record.